GCUGCUGCCAUAUGAUGUAGAUGAUGAGAUUGAUCGAAGGAACUUAUGUCAAUUUGCUAAGCAAGUUGGAGAUGAAUGCAAACAAGAAGCAAUGGUCCAUUGGACCUAUACUACAAAAGGGUUCAAGCACCAGGCACAAAAGUUUGGAGUGGCUAGACAAACAAGGUCCAAAUUCUGUUCUUUAUAUCUCUUUUGGAUCAUCGACUACAAUGACCGAUAAACAGAUUCAAGAACUGGCUAUGGGGCUAGAAAACAGCAAGCAGAAGUUCUUGUGGGUACUGAGAGACGCAGAUAAAGGUAAUGUUUUUUAUGACGAAACGAGAAAAGCAAGAUUACCAGAAGGGUAUCAAGAAAGAACUGAAGGAACAGGUAUUGUAGUAACAGAUUGGGCACCACAGUUAGAAAUUUUGGGACGCACUUCUAUCGGUGGAUUUAUGAGUCAUUGUGGAUGGAAUUCAUGUAUGGAAAGUAUGACAAUGGGAGUUCCUAUAUUAGCUUGGCCAAUGCACUCUGAACAACCAUGGAAUGCUACACUAAUAACUGAAAUUUUAGAAGUUGGCAUUCAAGUGACAGAACAAGCACACCAAAUGGAAGUUGUUAACUCAUCAACUAUUGAGAAAGUUGUGAACAGACUGAUGGUGUCUAAAGAAGGGGAGGAGUUAAGAAGCAGGGCUGAAAAGUUGGGUAGACAAGUUUGGCAAUCAAGAGAUGAAGGAGGUGUUUCUCAACUAGAGCUUAGUUCUUUCAUGGCUCAUCUUAGCAGAUAGAUGAUCUAUGCUGCUCGUAUUCUUUGAAAAUG
Solanum verrucosum is the source of this 799-nucleotide messenger RNA. RefSeq names its product zeatin O-glucosyltransferase-like. Gene Ontology annotation, molecular function: UDP-glycosyltransferase activity. The transcript has 2 exons. Lineage: Eukaryota; Viridiplantae; Streptophyta; Magnoliopsida; Solanales; Solanaceae. Bases 21 to 767 code for a protein of 248 amino acids. The record is from RefSeq and is a predicted model, not a curated record.